AUGGGGUGUACACCUUCACACAGUGACAUUGUAAACAGUGUGGCAAAGAGUGGCAUCCAAUUUUUGAAAAAACCCAAAGCAAUUUUGCCAGGACGUCAGGGGGGCAGUGAAAGAGAUUCCAUCCCUUUGCUGGUUAAAAGCUCCACCUGCUAUGACUCAGGGGGGGGCCUGCCCCAGGGACAGAGGCUGGCAGAGGAGCACCCAAGUUCCAGGAAGACCCAAACCACGGCUGAAGGUCCUGGUCAGCUCAUGGGAGAUCCCGCUUCCGGCAAAAGGAAAGGUACAAAAGGACUGAUCCCAGAAACCAAGACCUCCCCAUCAAAGCUGAACAAAUCACAAAGCCUCAUGGCUAAGGACAUUACGUCCAAGACACAGGACUCCCACAGGUCACCAGGGGCAGCCUUUUCUGGGGAAGAGAAUGAGGAAAGUAUUACCCAGGAGACCUCUAAGUGGGACAGGAAGCCAAAAUGCCACAGGGUGUGCAAACAGGGCCAUUGCUGCCAAGCUGGCCUCUCUGCUCAUGGGUCUGAAGGCAAAGUGGACUUCCCUGAGCCCCUGGUGAAGGCCCACCAACAUGCUUACGCCUAUCUGCACUCCAGCCUCUCCAAAUAUGAAGCAAUUCUGUGCAUCAUCCAUCGGGCCACCCAGACCCGGGAGCUGCUGCAGCCCAUGGUCAGCUUCCUGCUGCUGUGCUUUGAGGAGAUCAGCCAGCUGUUGGGGGAGAUCUCCAAGGAUGGAGAAGUGCUCCUCCAGGAAGUUAGGGAGGAUCUGGCUUGGCCAUUGAAGAAAGGAGAGCCCGAGGAGCAGCCAGAUCUCCUGCAACAGCUACUGCAGUACACAGUGAGCAAGCUUCAGGUGCUCAAUGGCACGGUGGCCUCACUCACCGGCAGCUUCCUGGAGGGCUCCAGCAGCUACCUCCACUCCACUGCGAGCCACUUGGAAAAUAAGAUGAGCACAAAAAGGGCAGUGGAUGAACGCCUGCUGAGGGCUCUGGGACAACUAGGGAGCCUGGCGAGUGGCCAUGGUGACCCUGGGGCACGGGAUCUGCCCUUGUGCUCUGAGGACAGUGGCAUUGGUGCUGACAAUGACUCUGUGCAGUCCAUGGACAAGCUGGGCAAGCAAGCCAGCUGGGACAGUGCACCCGAGCCUGUAGAAUGGAAGCCAGUGAUUUUACCCCAAGCAGAGGCCAAGCUUUCAGGACAUGCCUGGCAGCAAAGUCCAUCCUGGAUGAGUUCAGACAGACCCCAGGACUGCCCGCUCUCAAGGCCUCCCAUGGCAAAGAUUCAGCCAGCAGCACAAGGUGAAGCCAGAAGCCCAUGCCCCUCCGGCACAGGCCCAGAAAAUAUUACCUCCGAGCCCUUGGCACUGGGCAAAAGCACUCCAUGUGAUUCUCUUGGGACGGGGGACCCCAUGGAAGCACAUCUUUCGAAAAGCUCCAGAUUGAUGGAUGCUUCAUCUGUUAGUGAAGGUGAGAACAGCAGUCCAGAGGAGGAGGAAGAUGAAGGUAGCAGCGUGAGUCUGUGUGCAUGGCAGGAAAAACCUCCGUAUUCAAGGCCACGGACUUCGCCUGCUAACCGGGAAAGCCCAUUUAAGCCACAUCCCAGGAGGCUUAAGAGCCCCCAGCUCCAGGAAAUGAUUCUGAAGAUGAAGGAAUCAAUCAGUGAAAGGAUCAAGUUUGUCCCUGUGCCCUCUGGGCACCAGGACUGGGCCGAGGAGGAGGAUGAGAGGACAGUGGUCCCACCAAGACCCAGCACGGUCAGUGGCAGCAGGAGAGCCCCGGAGAGACAGAGGAGGUCUCAUUCAGAGGGGUGUCUGAAGAGCCAUGUGGAGGACCCCACCCUCCAGGAGCUGAGAAGGGUCCAGAGAGACCUCAGUCAGAAGCUGGAGGUAUUUUACACCCUGGGUGCCAAACAGCAGAGGUGCAGCAAGGAGCAGAUUCUACAGCCCAGAACAGUGGCUCUGUGGCCCAGCAACAACUGCAGGGUCAGCCCAAGCAACACCGUCAGCAAGCUCAAGGCAUCCCUCUCCAAGAACUUCAGCAUUCUGCCUAGUCAGGACAAGAGCAUUUUGCAGAAAUGCGGUCCUCACCCUGAGGAUGAACAGCCAUGGCAGGAGAAAGCUGAGAAGCUUCCUAAUGCCAUCCCACCAGAUGAGAAGGACAGUGAGGCUCCCGGGACCAAGGACUGGAAUGUCAGGGGCUGUCCCACCAGAACAUCAGUCAAGAAACUCAUUGAAACUUUCAGUCCCACUGAGAAUCUGAGGACACCAGGGGACCCCAAGAACUCAGGGUCAAACCCCUAUCUCAGGAAGUGGGGGGUCCCCAUUAUGCCCCCCCGAUUUCCCAUUUACAGGGGGCUUUCCCCUCUAUAUCCUAAGCCCCAGAUUUCCCCAGCAGCAGGCAGAGAAUCUCUCAAAGUGGGCAUAGGCUGGAGGCCUUCAGCACCUGUCUUUCCCCCUCUGCUCACAGCAGAAGUAUCCAAGACUGAAGACAUCACCAGCGAAACAAAGGGGGACCCAGAGCUUCUCCCUCCACCACCUCUGGAAGUCCUGAUGGACAACUCAUUCACUUCUCUGGAGCCCUCAGAAAGCAGCAAGCCAGCAGGGAGCUCCCCUGAAGGGAGCCAGGUCCCAGGGCUGGAAGAGGCCAACCCUGCCAGGAGAACGUGGGCUUCCCCAAAGCUGAGAGCCUGCAUGAGUCCCAUGGACUUGCUGCCCAGCAAGAGCACUGCCAGCCCCCUCAAGCCCCACAGCACAUGGCCAGGGAGUAACAGGAGCAGCUGCAACUCCGGGAAGCUUGCCUUGGACCUGAGCCACCCACCAGCAACCAGCCAAACCCCAGAGGCGGAGCACAGGGCGCAGAGUCAGGCACAACCAGAGAAGGCCACAAGCCUCCACAAGCCUCCCCGGAAGGCAGUCACCUGGCAUCGCUCCAGCCACACGUCUGGGCAAAACAGGACCUUGGAACCCAGCCUGGCCAGACCAUCACGAGGGCCACAUUCUCCUGAGGCCCUAAAGCAGAGCCAAGAGAGAAGCCCCUCAGUGGUCAGGAAGGCCUCUCCUGUGAGGGCACAGUGGACGCCCCAAGCAGACAAGAGGCACCCAAGCCUGCCCUCCUCUCACAGGCCUGCCCAGCCAAGUCUCUCCACUGUGCACAAGUCCUCCAGCCCACCACUCAGCUCUGGAGCCCCCAGCCCACCAGUGAGCCCCAGGGUGCUAAGCCCACCAACAACAAGGAAGCAAACUUCCCCACCGCCUCAGCACAAGCUGCCCAGCCCUCCACCCAUGAGCCCACCUGCUCAGCACAAGGUCUCUAGCCCUCCUACCCAGGGCACAGAAGCAAGUUCCCCUUCCUCUGUUUCCUCCCUCUCCCCACCAGUGUCCCCCUCCCAGGGGCACAAGGGAACAAGAGACUCUGAAGACAGUCAAGCAGCCACAGCCAAGGUGUCUGAGAACACAUGUUCCAUAUUCUGCCCAGCUACCUCCUCUCUGUUUGAAGCUAAAUCACCGUUCUCAACAGCCCACCCAUCGGCCCCACCAUCGCUGCCAUCAGAGGCUGGGGGCCCUCUUGGGAGCCCAGCGGGAUGUUGGAGGAGCAGCUCAGGGCCCCGACUGAGGGCGGAUUCACAGAGGAGAAAGGCUCUGUGCACCCUCAACCCGCUGCCUUUUGUCAGAAGGACAGCUUCUGACCGACAGCCAGGUGUCCGGCUUCAGCUGCCUGUCUCUGGCUCCACCAGCACCUCUUGUGAAUCCCAGCUCAGCCGCAGCAGCAGCAAUGAGGAGAGCCCCAAGAAGGACACAGAGCCUUGGAGCAGCCCCUGUGCCCCAGAACUGCAGGGCAGCGGCUGGCGGGCACCUGCCCCAGAGCUCUGCGUGCUGGGCCAUGGGCUGCAACGGGAGGCCCGCACCGGCUGCAUCCAGGACAAACCCCAGCCAGAGACACAGCCCCUGCAGAAGGAGGUGGCCUGA
Galeopterus variegatus (Sunda flying lemur) is the source of this 3966-nucleotide messenger RNA. It is a transcript of the gene PCARE, whose product is annotated as chromosome unknown open reading frame, human C2orf71. The coding region runs from base 1 to 3966 and encodes 1321 amino acids. The record is from RefSeq and is a predicted model, not a curated record. Gene Ontology annotation, cellular component: photoreceptor outer segment; photoreceptor inner segment. NCBI's taxonomy places the organism in Eukaryota, Metazoa, Chordata, Mammalia, Dermoptera, Cynocephalidae. The transcript has 3 exons. Gene Ontology annotation, biological process: photoreceptor cell outer segment organization; protein localization to photoreceptor outer segment.